Messenger RNA from Lodderomyces beijingensis, 501 nucleotides. NCBI's taxonomy places the organism in Eukaryota, Fungi, Ascomycota, Pichiomycetes, Serinales, Debaryomycetaceae. The record is from the annotation of a GenBank genome assembly.
AUGAUAUUUGCCAAACUGUCGAAAUUCAUAGUCAGGAAAGUAGUGCCCGACACCAUCCCCUUCUUCAAGCGUUCCUCGCCAUUGAACUCCACAAAUAGCCAGAAAUCAGAUGUGCAAGUUUCGCAUUGGGCGGUGCAGCGCAGACUGUCGCUGUUGAAGUCGUCGCCGAGCUAUAAGCAGCGCCGCAGGCAAAGCUCAACGACGUCAGGGGAGAAGCUGGGAGGUGAAGCCGAGGUCAAGCGCAAGCGGCGCCAGAACAAGAGUCACGUGAGACAUGAACUGAGUGGCCACCACCAUCACCAUAAGAGCCAAGCAAAGCAUGAUGAAAUAGCCCACAAUAAACUAGACAAUAACAACAACAACAACACCUCCCAUGGCAACGACAACCGGAAAUUGGUUGAUUUGCAAAGUUUGCAAAAGAGACUCGCCAACACCAACAAGGCUGAAUGGCUUAUAAUUGCAAUCAUCCUGUUUUUGAUCUUGGUGGUCCAUGAACUUUGA